Messenger RNA from Eruca vesicaria subsp. sativa (arugula), 552 nucleotides. The record is from the annotation of a GenBank genome assembly. NCBI's taxonomy places the organism in Eukaryota, Viridiplantae, Streptophyta, Magnoliopsida, Brassicales, Brassicaceae.
AUGCAGGAUUCCCAGUGUAACAAUGGACCAAGAACCUACAAGUCAUCUCUUAAUUUUCUCGACCGCCUAUUGUUGCCGUUUAUUGUAGUUGUUUUUGGUGUUAUAGUAUUUGUUAGUCCGUUUUGGCUUCAAGUUUCUCACAGAUUUUUCGUAAUAACCAUCCCUAGAGUGAUUACUUACUUGUCAACCCCCAAGGUCUUAUUCCUUCUCACAAAUUUCAUCGUGAUCACCCUCAUCGGAGAAUCAAAGUUUUCUAGAUCAAGAUCUUCUCUUCCAGCUAGUGAACUACGUGAAGAGUGCAUAACUGUGAGGAGCCAUUCUUGUGACUCGUGGUCUUGUGUAUACACGAACAUGAAAAUCGGCUAUCAACGAUUUCCAAAAGCAAAUAUGGAUCGACCUAUACACGAAGAGGGUACAAGACGUAAGCCUAGGCUGAUGCAAAUGGAUUCAUUACACCAGAGGGCUGAUGAUCUGAUCGCUCGUGUGAACAGACGGAGGAGGCUUGAAAUUGAGAUCUUACAUAGCCACAUCGACCAUAGCCGUAUAUCAUAA